AUGACUAAAUCCAAAAAUAGCAUGGCCCCUCCUAGAUGGACGUCAGUUGAACAAGAGGCUUGGUUGCAACCUUGGUAUGAAAAAUUCAAGGCAAAGCAGGGUGAAAAAAGCAAGAACUACAAGAAUUUCUUUGCCGACCUUUGUGAACAAUGGUUUGAAGAGUUCCCAGAACCAAGGCCAGGUCACAUCACACAGGUAGGACCCCUGACGUUAAUGGAGAUGGGUGCAGCUCAUGAUGCACGUAAGACACCUAGGAGGUUCAAGAUCGGGCAGAAAGGCAAAGGCAAAUACAAUGACAUUACUGAGUGCAAAAAGUCCACGCACAUGCUCCAGGAACAGGAGGCAUACUCAAAACUGUUCUACACAACUCAUGUUCAGCCAACUGUUAAAGGAUCCCUGGAGAAAGCCGCUCAAGAACACAGGACACUUACCAAUGGCGAACACGUCGCUCUUGUGAAGAAGGAGACUGCAAUGUUAUAUGCCCAGGAGUCGCCUGAUAUCAAGGACCAAGUGAAGCAGUAUCUCGAAGACCAGAAGCGGCAGAGAAUCCAAGAUAAGCAAAUCGGACGGAGGCAAAUGUGUGUGGCACCAUAUCACCAACUUACCUCCGCUUCGAAAAGAAACCUCGACAAACUUGCGGCAGUCGCUAACUCAUUCUUGAAAGGGCUGGCAGAAGCAACUGGGAUGUUGUUCUCCCUCCUUGCUGGGGGUCCAUCUCCAGAAGCACUUGGGGCAAUUGAUAUCUAUAGUUUUCAUGUUGGUCAAACAAAGCUAGGUAACAACUUUAGCACCACAUACCCUGGGUUUGACGCCGGUGUCAUGGAGCCCUUUCAAGACUUUCUACAUCGAGUAUACCCUGAGGCUGGUGUAUCAAGCCCACAACAGCAAGAGGGUAGUAGUGGAACUGGUGGUGACACAAGGGAUUCGUCGUCGCACUUGGAUAUAUAUAAGUCGGGUAGUACCAGCGGUAGCGUCUCUAAUGCCUUGUCCACUGGAGAUGUAUCACUAUAG
This is a messenger RNA of Suillus fuscotomentosus, 1011 nucleotides long. RefSeq lists its product as uncharacterized. The transcript has 7 exons. NCBI's taxonomy places the organism in Eukaryota, Fungi, Basidiomycota, Agaricomycetes, Boletales, Suillaceae. The record is from RefSeq and is a predicted model, not a curated record. The coding region runs from base 1 to 1011 and encodes 336 amino acids.